This is a messenger RNA of Humulus lupulus (European hop), 1700 nucleotides long. RefSeq lists its product as uncharacterized. The record is from RefSeq and is a predicted model, not a curated record. NCBI's taxonomy places the organism in Eukaryota, Viridiplantae, Streptophyta, Magnoliopsida, Rosales, Cannabaceae. The coding region runs from base 784 to 1638 and encodes 284 amino acids. The transcript is spliced from 2 exons.
GGUUUUUGUUCUAAUCUAAAGAAAAAAGUCACAGACAAUGACUCAAACAUUGUUGGGUUGAAGUCCCAUGAUUGUCAUGUGAUAAUGCAACGAUUACUUGCAGUAGGUGUUCGCAAGUUUUUACCAGAAUCUAUAUCCACUACCAUCACUGAAUUGUGUAAUUUCUUCAAACAAUUGUGCUCUAGGACAUUGAACGUUUCUGAUAUGGAGAAAGCUAAGGAUGACUUGAUUGUUAUUUUAUGCAAGAUGGAGUUAAUUUUCCCUCCAGCAUUCUUUGACAUAAUGAUCCAUCUGGUUUUGCACUUGCCUGAUGAAGCAAUAUUGGGAGGACCUGUAUUUAUGAGGUGGAUGUAUCCUUUUGAAAGAUACAUGAAAAAAUUAAAAAACUAUGUCAGGAAUAAAGCUCGUCCUGAAGGAUCUAUAGCAGAAGGAUAUGUUGCAGAUGAGGCUUUGACAUUUUGUUCAAUGUAUUUCAAAGGUGUGGAAACAAAAUUUAAUCAGCCUGAUCGAAACGAAGAUGCACCGUAUGUGAAUCGACACCUCACAGUGUUUGAAUCUCAAUGUCGUCCUCUUAGUAAGGGAAUUCCCGUGCCCCUCGAUGAAAAUACUCGGAAUAAAGCUGAGUGGUUCAUAUUGGAUAAUUCUCUAGAAACUGAAGUGUAUUUAGAGUAAGUACAUAAUUAAUAUUCAUUUUAUUCUUUGUUCAAUCUACUCCUUAAUUAACAAUAUUGACAUUGUUAAUUAAUUAACAGGGAACACCUAACUGAGGUGCAACAAAGAGAUAUGGCUGCCAAUCAUAAAUUGAUACAUAAGAAAGAGUUUCGUUCAUGGUUUCAUAAGAAGAUAUAUGACUUGCACCAACUUGGGUCAUUAGAGCAUGCUGAUGAAUUACUAGCUUUAGCAUCUGGGUCAGAUCUAUUGGCUUACUCCUACCAAGCAUGUAUAGUGAACGGAGUUCGAUUUGUCUCAUACAAUCGAGAUCAGAAUCGAAUUACACAAAACAGUGGAGUGUGUGUUGCUGGAACAGAAGGUUUUAACUAUUAUGGGCAACUUGAAGAAAUACUCCAGCUGUCUUUUACUGGUUCUUAUUCGGUGGUAUUAUUUCGAUGUAAAUGGUUCAAUACAGAUCCGAAAAAAAAGAAAACCAUCACUGUAAAUAAUAUUACUAGUAUCAAUGUUAGCGGUGAAUGGUAUAAAGAUGAACCGUUCAUACUAGCUAGUCAAGCAAAACAAGUAUUCUACAUCGAUGAUCUCGUUAGAGGACGAGAUUGGAAAGUUGUCCAAGAAGUGAAUCAUCGGCAAGUUUGGGACUUUCCAGAUGCUUCAGAUAUGAUUGCUGAUGUUGAUGUUGUACAUGACACCAACUCAUCGAAUUUUGUUUUGACUGUGGAUCUCGGAGAGUUGGUUGUUCAGCAAUCUGAUGUACCAGCGACUCAAGUCAACACGGCCCAUCGACCUUCUUUAGUUGUUCAAGAAGAUGAUGGAUUUAUUAAUGACAAUGAAGAUGAUAUGGCAGACAGUGUAGAAGAAGCAGAAGAUGAGGAUGAAUUAAUUUUCGACCUUAGUGAUGAUAAUACUGAUGAUGUGUGCCCGAUAGAUGUUGAUGUAAUUAGUGAGGAUAGUGACUAUUCUACUUAGUUUUGUAUCUAGUGUUCAAUGUAUUAUACAUAUUGAGAAAUAAAAAGUUCGUUUCCAAAUAA